Messenger RNA from Oncorhynchus gorbuscha (pink salmon), 2237 nucleotides. RefSeq names its product pro-interleukin-16-like. Bases 1 to 1707 code for a protein of 568 amino acids. Gene Ontology annotation, biological process: induction of positive chemotaxis; leukocyte chemotaxis. Lineage: Eukaryota; Metazoa; Chordata; Actinopteri; Salmoniformes; Salmonidae. Gene Ontology annotation, molecular function: cytokine activity; CD4 receptor binding. The transcript is spliced from 7 exons. The record is from RefSeq and is a predicted model, not a curated record.
AUGUCAGUCGAUGAGGUGAGGCUGGGGAGUAGGGAGAGCGGGGGAGUAGGGGAGAGCGGGGGAGUGGGGGAGAGCGGGGGAGUGGGGGAGAUGGGCAGAGGGGGAGUGGGGGAGAAAGCUGUUGGCUCUGGUACGUUUUCCAACCUCAAGGGUAAACUAGACAUCCCUGUGAAUGGCAAAACCACCAGAGACACACUGAGAGACUUUUCCAUUGAUGAGCCAGACCUCCCCAAUCACACAGUCACACCCCAGGACUGGCGUAGGAGAGGCACCAACACAAAGACUACUACAGUCACUGGCAAGGAUACUUCCUCCUCCCAGCUGUCUAACUCUGUGAACAACUCCAAUGACGUUCUAUGUGGCCCUGACCAGUCUAGGAGGCCUCACAGUAGAGACUCACCUAACCUGCCAUCUCCAGUGAGCGAUGACGACAAGACACCCACCAACACCCCCCAGAACUCCCCCUUCCACCCCCAGAACACACCUCCCACCUCCCCACACCUCCCCACUACUUCCCUGCAGCCUAAACACCAACAGGGUGUAGAUUCAGGCCUGGCUGACCUAAAGAACCCUCCGGUCUCCACACACACAGCCCAGGGUAGGGCCACUACUGAUCCUGCUAUCCCAGUCUCACACUCUGGCCUGGGGAGGGAUUCCAUGUCCCUUCCCCUCACCUCCUCCUCCCCAAGCAGCCUACCCCUCCUCCCCACUCUGGCUCGAUGGAAGUCAGAGGAGGGGGGAUGGAGUGAUGAGGAUACUGAUGAUGAAGGUACAGAGAAGGACUCAGACUCCACCUACGACUCAGACUCUGCUGAAUCGUCGGUGACCGUCACCAGCGCCAUGAGCCAAUCACAUCGCAGGAGCUUCUCUCUCAGUCUGGCAGAGCUGUGUAACUUUGGAGAGGUGGACUAUGAUCCCCAGUCUUCCUCUGACAGUGAGGAGUGGCCGUCCAGCCGGUCAGCCAGCCGGUCAGCCAGCCUGUCGUCUGACGUGUCGGCAUUGUCCUGUGUGUCUGUCCUGGGCAGUGAUGAGCUGAACCGCCUGCUGGACGACGUAAAGGGCCUGGGGGACACAACGCUGCAGAACUACGAGGAUGUCCAGGUGGUGGUUCUCCAUAAGGAUGUUGGUGUGGGCCUGGGCUUCACCAUGGCAGGAGGAGUGGACCAGAACAAACCUGUCAUUGUCCAUAAGGUGUUCCCGGCAGGGGUGGCUGCUAAGGAGGGAUCCAUCCAGGAGGGAGACAAGGUCCUGUCAAUCAACGGCACAGCGCUGUGUGGCUCCUCCCACUGGGAGGUGCUGAGGACACUAAGGAGGGCACGGACUCAGGGGAUGGGCGUAGUUGUCUUGAGGAGAGGGGGGGUAACAGACCCCCGUAAGGGAGGAACAGUGACUGACAGUCCAGGAGGGACACAGACAGAGCCUGCUAACACUGGUCAGAGGGUGUGUGUGAGGCUGGAGAAGCGCAGCAGAGACCUGGGCUUCAGUCUGGAGGGAGGAGUGGGUUCCAGCCUGGGAGACAAACCCCUCACGGUACAGAAACUCUUCCUGGGUGGUCCAGUGAACCAGGUGUCUCCAGGGGACGAGGUGAUGGAGAUCGAGGGUUUGAGCUUGGUGGGCCUGAGGAGGCUGGAGGCCUGGACCUUGAUCAGAACACUGCCCCCUGGGCCUGUGGAUGUGGUACUACACCGUCCUCACAAACCACAGUGACAGGAAUGAACAUUGAUAUGCACCCUCGAUAUGCUUAUAACAAGGCACUGAAGCAUUUUACUCCUAUGAGGUUGAAGUGAGGGUUGCCAAUCUGAUUUUGGAUAUGUGGUCCGGGUCAACUUCUACCUCAAGUGAGAGGGAUGAUAUGUAUUGCAGCAGUCAUACGAUAACAAAGAGAAGAGACCAGUAAACACUGAGGAGAGGGCUUGUCUGUGUAUAGGGUCAACCCAGGGUAUGGAGAGGGAGAUAGAGAUCAAUACAAAGCACUGAAGAGACCAGUAAACACUGAGGAGAGGGCCUGUCUGUGUAUAGGGUCAACCCAGGGUAUGGAGAGGGAGACAGAGAUCAAUACAGAGGUCAUUUAUUUAAUGUUGUAGAAAUAUGCUGUAUGUUUCUUUAAUACCUAGUCGGCCCAUUGUUUUAUAUGAUGAAAUGUAAGGAGUUUGUAUAUGGCUGUUGUAAUAUAUAUUGUGACUAGAAAGUUAAUAACCGUCCUCUGUCUACUUGCUGUUAAUAAAUCCUACAAUAAC